AUGUAUCGAGCUUACAAAGUAUAUAAGAUGUGCAGCAACAUGCAAAUGAUGCAGAAAUAUCACAUAGUCGAGAAAAUUGGCAGCGGCUCCUUUGGGGACAUCUUUAAGGCCGUGCGCAAGGAUAAUGGACAGCAGUUUGCUUUAAAAUUCGAAUCAAAGGAUGUCGGAUAUCAGCAACUGCAUUUGGAGUAUCAAGUUUAUAGGUUCUUGUCGCCUGGCCUUGGAAUAGCUCGUGUCUACGAAUUCGGGUGGGCAGCCAACGGUAAAGUUAUGGUCAUGGAGCUGCUUGGUCCGUCGCUGGAAGAUUUGUUCGGGUACUGUUCGUGCCGCUUCUCGCUGAAGACUGUGCUGAUGCUGGCCAUGCAGAUGAUCGAUCGCCUGGAGUAUGUGCACAUGAAGGGUUAUGUACAUCGCGACAUCAAGCCGGAGAACUUUGCGAUGAGCGCUCAGACGGACAAAAAUCUGGUUUACCUCAUUGACUUUGGACUGGCCAACCGAUACAUGGAUGCGGCAAAGAGGGAGCAUAUACCAUUCGGGUGGAAGGAUCAGAUCACGGGCACGUUGCGCUACGCUUCGCUGAAUGCUCAGCAGGGAUUUGAGGUGUCGCGUCGUGAUGACAUGAUAUCCCUGGGCUAUGUCUGGAUGUAUUUUCUGCGAGGUAGUUUGCCCUGGCAAGGUAUGAUUGGUCCCAGGAGACAGCGUCUGGAGCGGAUCCUCGAGUUGAAGCGAUCGCUGAAAAUGGAUGAAUUCUGCAAAGGAUUUCCUGACGUAUUUGCCAACUAUUUGAUCAAUUGCCAGUCGUUGGCCUACGAUGAGGAGCCCAACUAUUUGAGCAUCCGAUGCAGCUUCAGCGAUUUGUUCACUAGCCUCAAAUAUAUCAACGAUGGCGUCUUCGACUGGUCCAAGGACAAGAAGAGCAGCGAGGAGGACGACAAGGAGAACCAGAAAGCACAGAAUAAUGUCAAUUGAAUGCACAUUUUGUAAAGCAUCUUGCUAAAGAAUAGAGUUAUCGAAGAGUGCUCCCAAAAGUAAAGAAUAAAGUGAUUAACAAAGAGCGAUGAACGUCUAAAAAGCUCAACAGUUUCGAA
Messenger RNA from Drosophila sulfurigaster albostrigata, 1088 nucleotides. RefSeq names its product casein kinase I. Gene Ontology annotation, cellular component: cytoplasm; nucleus. The transcript has a single exon. The coding region runs from base 1 to 969 and encodes 322 amino acids. Gene Ontology annotation, biological process: peptidyl-serine phosphorylation; signal transduction. Lineage: Eukaryota; Metazoa; Arthropoda; Insecta; Diptera; Drosophilidae. The record is from RefSeq and is a predicted model, not a curated record. Gene Ontology annotation, molecular function: ATP binding; protein serine/threonine kinase activity.